UCCUGCAGACAUGCAGCUCUUCAACAGCGCCCUGACGCACUACCCGAGGUCAUCCAGCAAACUUACCAUCACUUUGUCCAGCGGAACCAGGACUCCACCAGUGGGAGACACACCGCCUCUGACACACCUCGACACUGCCAACAAGGAUCCGGUGAGAGAGGCUACUUCUUCCGCAAUCAUGCCCGCCUUUUCUUGCUACGAAGCCUCUUCAGCAAGGCCAAUGUACUUCACUUCCACUGCCGAGUUACUGAUACGCAAACCGGACGGAGUGGAGAGGGCGGUGCCGGUCCACAUCACCAGGGUGCCCAAGCCUCCUUCCCCUGUCUCUCAAGGGGGUCCAGCUUGUAAUGGCGUGUUGGUGGACUUUAUGGAUCAGCUCAGAAACGGAACAGAUGAACUUUUCCUGGAGGACCCUGAGCAUUUUCUCUUCGAGGACAAAGUACGGAGCAACAGGUCGGUCUCAUUCCACCAAGAUGAGCCUGUGGCCUCUGCAGCUGAGCUGGAGGUCCAGCCUGUUGAGGGAAGCAGUGCCCUAACAGAUGAGGAGCGGGCCUUUGAGCUGAGUGUCCUGCAGGAGCCCCCCCAGCAGCAGAGAGGAGGUGACAAGGUGGCCCGCUACCUAGCAGAGGUGGAGACUCAGAAUAAGUACCUCCAGGAGAAAAACAAGUUCAGGUACCACAUAAUUCCAGAUGGCAACUGUCUGUACCGGGCCGUAUGCAAGGCCUCCUAUGGCGACCAGGCCCAACACGGCGAGCUGAGAGAGCGUACGGUCCACCACAUUGCAGACCACCUGGACCAGUUCAACCCCAUCAUUGAAGGCGACGCGGGCGAGUUCCUCAUCAAUGCGGCGCAGGACGGCGCCUGGGCCGGAUACCCCGAGCUGCUUGCCAUGAGCCAGAUGCUCAACGUCAACAUCCACCUCACCACGGGGGGCAGCGCAGAGAGCCCCACCGUCUCCACCAUGGUCCACUUCCUGGGUGAGGAGGACGUGUCCAGGCCGGCCGUCUGGCUGAGCUGGCUGAGUAACGGACACUAUGACGUCCUCAUGGACACGCGUGUGGACAACCCAGAAUAUGAGAGCUGGUGCAGACACUCUCAGAUGCAGAGGAUGCGGGAUGAAGAGCUGGCCAUGUCCAUGGCGGCGUCUCUGUCCAAAAUGUACAUUGAGAAGAAUGGAGCGGCGUGAAUUCACAAUGACUCCUUGACGUGUGCCUUAAAUUAUUUAUUUUUGAUAAGAUUAACCGUAUAACAGUGAGGAUGUGUGAUGUUGAUGUGAUGGAAUGAUCUUGGGCUAUUUAUUUACUAGUUUCAUUAUUCCUGCACGGAAACUUUUACAAGAGUUUUAGAAAUAUUUUGUCACUUUUUCUAUCUCACUUGUCUAAAUAAAACUGUCCUUUUUGUGA
Molecule: messenger RNA, 1403 nt
Organism: Dunckerocampus dactyliophorus (ringed pipefish)
Lineage: Eukaryota; Metazoa; Chordata; Actinopteri; Syngnathiformes; Syngnathidae
Product: OTU domain-containing protein 1
Exons: 1
Coding region: 11-1186 (391 amino acids)
Biological process (GO): protein deubiquitination
Molecular function (GO): cysteine-type deubiquitinase activity
Source: RefSeq, a predicted model, not a curated record